Molecule: messenger RNA, 1335 nt
Organism: Lachnellula hyalina
Lineage: Eukaryota; Fungi; Ascomycota; Leotiomycetes; Helotiales; Lachnaceae
Gene: pkar
Product: cAMP-dependent protein kinase regulatory subunit
Exons: 2
Coding region: 1-1335 (444 amino acids)
Biological process (GO): regulation of protein phosphorylation
Cellular component (GO): nucleus; cAMP-dependent protein kinase complex
Molecular function (GO): cAMP-dependent protein kinase regulator activity
Source: RefSeq, a predicted model, not a curated record
AUGUCAUAUCCAGCCGCAUAUCUUCAAGAGAUCCAGUCGCUGAAUACAAAAGUCUCCGAGUCGCAUCCCACUGAUAUCCUUCAGUUCUGCGCCAAUUUCUUUGCAAAGCGUCUGGAAACACAACGUGCUGAAUUUCUUUUGUCUUCGCCCCCAGACCAAACCUCCAAGAUGUCCGGCCAUACCUUCCCAGGUCGACAUGGUACAAAUCCCAAUCCUUUUGGCGGAGAGGCACCCGAGCAAGUGAAGAAGGGUGCAAUUGGCAAGGUCAUGGAGGAAGACGAGAAUGAUUCAUUGGCAUCGCCCACGGCUCCAAGCUUUAGCAAUACAACAUUUGGAUCCUCGUUCGGUGGAGAUGCGGCUGGCGAAGGUCCGCCUUCCUCAUUCAAGCAAACGAGUGGAGACGGCUUCCCAGCACAUUAUGGCUUGGGACGACGUACUUCCGUCUCGGCCGAAUCACUCAAUCCCACCGCUUCGUCUAAUGAUCAUUGGACCCCUCCAUAUCACCAGAAGACCGAAGAGCAAAUUACAAGGCUGCAGAAGUCAAUCUCCGGAAACUUUUUGUUCAGCCAUCUCGAUGACGAGCAAAGCGGACAGGUCUUGGGUGCAUUGGUAGAGAAAGCUAUCCCCGCCAAAGGCAUCAAGGUCAUUACCCAGGGCGAUGAAGGCGACUUCUUCUAUGUCGUUGAAAAAGGUUCAUUUGGAGUAUACGUUAACCCCAGUGGCUCUCUACAACCAGGUCCGGAGGGCUUAGGAACCGAGGUUGCCACCAUUGAGGAAGGUGGAUCAUUUGGAGAACUAGCUCUUAUGUACAAUGCUCCAAGAGCGGCAACCGUCAUGUCUGCUGAAGCAAACUCUACUUUGUGGGCUCUUGACCGAAUCACUUUCCGCCGAAUUCUCAUGGACUCGACGUUCCAGCGCCGCCGUCUCUAUGAAAGCUUCCUCGAAGAAGUGAAAAUAUUAAGCACGCUUACAAAGUAUGAGCGAUCGAAGAUUGCAGAUGCUCUGGAAGCCCAGAAGUUUCCAGCUGGUACGACGAUCAUCAAGGAAGGCGAUGCUGGUGAGGCAUUCUACCUUUUAGAGAGUGGCGAGGCAGAGGCUUUCAAGAAUGACGUCGAGAAAGCCGUCAAGCAAUAUGGCAAAGGCGAUUACUUUGGAGAGCUUGCUCUUCUAAAUGACGCUCCACGUGCGGCCAGCGUCAUCAGCAAAACGGAGGUCAAAGUUGCUACACUGGGCAAGGACGGUUUCCAGAGACUUCUAGGACCAGUCGAGAGUAUUAUGAGAAGGACCAAGUAUGAUGAAGGUGUUGAGGAAAUUGAUCCUCUUCAGAAGAAGUAA